Talaromyces proteolyticus is the source of this 879-nucleotide messenger RNA. RefSeq lists its product as uncharacterized. Lineage: Eukaryota; Fungi; Ascomycota; Eurotiomycetes; Eurotiales; Trichocomaceae. The transcript has 2 exons. The record is from RefSeq and is a predicted model, not a curated record. Bases 1 to 879 code for a protein of 292 amino acids.
AUGGGGUUCGCCGCCGUCAGUCUUGACUGCGACGUCAAAAAAAGCGACAGUCGCAAGGAGGAAAACCAAGAACGCGCCUUUGUUGCUGCUUCGCGACGCAAGGACCGCACACUGGAUGCUCGCCUGGAGUCAGCCAACCGCGCCUCCAUGCUGCACAAGAAGCGCACCGGCAAGGCUCUCCUCAUCACCAAAGAUAUCGUGGAAAACGAAGCCAUGUACGAAGAGAUUGAUGAGCGCUACCAGGAGAAGCGCAUGAAGCUCCUCAAAGACCAAACCAACCAGCUGGAGGCCCAGUUCCACCGUCACCUGGUCGCAACCUUGGCUAUCAGCCACCCAAAUGGCACCCACCAAAUGUCCCGUAUAUCGCCCACCGGCGGCAUCCAGAAGGUGCGCGGUAUGUCACCGGCUCAAUCAUAUUUUGCCCAGCAAGCUGUGGCUCCCAUGUCCCCACUGAAGCCGGAUCCAGCAAGUGCUACCUUUGGCGCAUUUGCUCUACCCUCGCCUCCAGCCGAGUCGUAUGUGCAAACUCACCAGCCCUACGCUUCAUAUAUGCCCGCACAAGUCCCCAUGUAUAUGUCUACGCCGCAGUUAAAUCCAUCCUGGAAUACCACAUCCGCCGACGCGGUUCAAUCAUUUCUAGCUACCCAACAGCCGAUCAACUCCCAGGAAAUAAGUCAGCCACCACCGUUCCGUUCUCGAUUUGCAUCCGUGCCAGAUGUACUCCUGUAUCAGCAGCAACAAAAUAUGGCACUUGCAAUGCCAGAUGUGUCUCGCGCGCAAUCUGAGCCCCACCAGUCUGUUCUAGAGACUAACGAGGGUCAAAUGGCCUCGGCCUUUACAAACUUUGCCCUUACUCCUGAUCUAUCCCCCCACCCAUGA